AUGACGGUGCUGACCGUGCAGAUCGGGCAAUGCGGCAACCAGCUGGGUCAUGCAUUCCUCGACACGAUCUUCAAGCAUGUCAGUUCGGCAAAGAACGAAGGCUUCCGAGAGAAGCUGGCGGACAUGUACUUCGAAGAGGAGUGGCAGUAUGGAAACAACCUCCUACCAGUGAUCCAGUAUGCAGAUGACAACAAAGGUAGGAAGUCGCUCCUAAGCGAAAGCAACGAGGUGAUGUGUUUGAAUAAUUGCAUAGCGAGGUCCAUCCUUAUCGAUAUGGAGCCGAAGGUUAUUGAAAAGUGCCUGUACCAGACGGCCGCGGAGGAGAGGAGAGAUCCCCUGGACAACAGUACGAAUGUGAACAGGUCGAAGAAUAAAAAGAAGAAACCUCAUGGAAGUACCGAAGAUUCGGAAGCACAGCAUAAGUAUGUAUGCGGAAUGGAGGAAUACUACGAACCUUCAAACAACUUGGUGAAGGUGUUCUCCAGGGGGGACGACGAUGCAGAGGAGGAAGAAGUCAUCUCCUCCCCGUCGACAGGGAAGCCUCAAAGGAAGAGGAACAGCAAAAGGGAGUACCCAAUAAACACGUGGAAGUACAACAAAAGGAACUUCAUUUACGGCCUGAACGGGUCAGGUAAUAAUUGGUCCUACGGAUUUAACGUGCAUGCAAAAAACAUAUGCGAGGAUUUUCUCAAUUUGGUACAAAAGACAAUGGAAAGUAAUGACAGCAAAGAAGGAGUAGACAACAUUAUCCUCUUUCAUAGUUUAGCUGGAGGAAGUGGAAGUGGAAUAAGUUCCUACCUGUCAUAUCUACUAAAGGAUGAAUACUCCUCAGUCAACCUGAUCAAUGUGUGUGUUUUGCCAUACAUGUUUGGGGAGAUCAGUGUGCAAAGCUUAAAUUCAGUGCUCUGCUUAUCAUCCCUGUAUGACUCGUCCGAUGGGAUUAUCCUUUUGGAAAAUGAGAAGUUUGAGUUAAUGUGCAAGAGGAUGAGUAAUGAAAAUAUUAACACUGACGAAAUAAACAAACACAUAAGUCGUUUCCUGACUUACACCCUUGGGUUGCCUCUGGACUUUGCCAACGUGAGAGGUUGUGGCGGGUCCAAGUAUACCAAUGCUAUGAACUCCAUCCUGGCUGACCUUUGUAGCCACCCCAGUUAUAAAUUCCUUACGACGCGAUAUCUUCCACAAGUCUUCGAGGAAAAUAUGAAGUUUGAACAGAACACCUUCAGUAUGCUUCUUAAGCGCAUGCACAAGAUGGUUAUAAAUGGACGCAUCGUCGAUUAUGAUGGGCCGAACGGGGGGGGAACACUCAGCGGUGGUAGCGGUGGUGGCGGUGGCCGUUACGUCCCCACGGAGAACUCCACGGUCGACCCGUACUUCGUCCGACUGUCCUCCAGGGACCUGCACAAAAGUUGCGCCUUUUUAAAGCGUGUGCACAUCCCCCUACAUCUGCGUGAAUCCCUCAGCAAGUCCUACAUCAGCGUCCAGCAGAAUUGCGUCCUCCUCCGUAGGGGCCCGAAGAGUUAUUCGGCGCGUACUCAGGGGGCUCGCCCUCCCCAAGAAUCCACACGUGGAGGAGUCCCCCCCAAUCGUAUGCACCAGGGAAGUGUACCCGCAGAAGGGCCAUUAGCUAGCACCCACUUUCGACAUAAUAAUGUAGUGUUUGGCUCCAAAAUGAUUCUUCGUGGAGAGCUCCAAGAAAACAUUAACUUCGAUUUGUUUAAGAAUCACGUGUUGUAUAACCAUAGGUCUCUCAGCCCGAUGGAGGUCUACAUUGAUGAAAGCAGGGACUUUACCUAUAACAGCUUGGCGAUGGUAUCGAAUUGCUUAACCCCUGUACCUACACUGAAGAAGAUUUUACAACAUGCGAAGAUGCUCUACGGUACUAAUGCGUAUAUGUACCAGUACAACAGCUACGGUGUGUCUCAUGACCACGUGCAGAGCUCACUGAUUGCGAUGGAUCAGGUGAUCAGCGCGUACGAGGGGCUCUCCUGCGAGGUGUAG
Molecule: messenger RNA, 2001 nt
Organism: Plasmodium coatneyi
Lineage: Eukaryota; Apicomplexa; Aconoidasida; Haemosporida; Plasmodiidae
Exons: 1
Coding region: 1-2001 (666 amino acids)
Biological process (GO): mitotic cell cycle; microtubule cytoskeleton organization
Cellular component (GO): microtubule; cytoplasm
Molecular function (GO): structural constituent of cytoskeleton; GTP binding
Source: RefSeq, a predicted model, not a curated record